Boleophthalmus pectinirostris (great blue-spotted mudskipper) is the source of this 3145-nucleotide messenger RNA. RefSeq names its product RAB27B, member RAS oncogene family (gene rab27b). Bases 285 to 941 code for a protein of 218 amino acids. Lineage: Eukaryota; Metazoa; Chordata; Actinopteri; Gobiiformes; Gobiidae. Gene Ontology annotation, biological process: melanosome transport; positive regulation of exocytosis. Gene Ontology annotation, cellular component: melanosome; secretory granule. The record is from RefSeq and is a predicted model, not a curated record. The transcript is spliced from 6 exons. Gene Ontology annotation, molecular function: GTPase activity; GTP binding.
CCCCUCUUCCUCCUCUGCAUACAUCUCCGUUCCGUGCAGUGGGAGGUUUCCCAGAGUUCCCCAGCUCCGCGCUCCGUCAGCGGGCCUCAGCACGCAGCCCUGCCGCCUCCAGGCUCCCGAGGGCCGCCUGCUUUCCUCUCCUCAUCCGUGGGACCCUGGGAGAGAUGCGACGCCCCAGAAGCGCACUCGGACACGCAGCGAGCACUCCACGGCAGCAGACCGCACCAGGCAUCCGCAGCAUCUGAGUUUGUGUCGUCAAAGGAAGGCUUCUCUCAGUCCUCACUAUGACCGAUGGGGAUUAUGACUACCUGAUCAAGCUCUUGGCACUGGGUGACUCCGGUGUGGGCAAGACCACCUUCCUGUACCGCUACACAGACAACAAGUUCAACCCCAAGUUCAUCACCACAGUGGGCAUCGACUUCAGGGAAAAGAGAGUGGUCUACACCGCGUCCAACCCUAACGGGACCACCGCAGGGAAAACCUUUAAAGUGCACCUCCAGCUCUGGGACACCGCGGGACAGGAGAGGUUCCGAAGCCUGACCACUGCCUUCUUCAGAGACGCCAUGGGCUUCCUGCUCAUGUUUGACCUCACCAGCCAGCAGAGCUUCCUCAACGUCCGCAAUUGGAUGAGUCAGCUGCAGGCCAAUGCCUACUGUGAAAACCCGGACAUCGUGUUGAUAGGAAACAAAGCGGACCUGGCAGAUCAGAGGGAGGUCCAGGAGAAACAGGCUAAGGAGCUGGCCGAUAAGUAUGGGAUCCCAUAUUUUGAGACAAGUGCUGCCACCGGGGUGGAGGUGGACAAGGCUGUCAUCACGCUGUUGGACCUGGUCAUGAAGAGGAUGGAGCAGUGCGUGGACAAACCUCCUGCUGAACCAGCCAAUGGGACGGGAGCGGCCAAGCUCGGUGCCCCACAGACCAAUGAGAAGAAGUGUGCAUGUUAGACAGCAUCAGGAAGCGACCAAUCAGCUGCUCCCCACCCCACCCUAGACCUGCCUACUUUCCAUUUAGCCUUGGUGCAUGUUUGUUUGUCCUUUGUCAUAAGGCAGUUCCCAGACAUAAUUUAAUUUUUACAACUAGUGCUAUAACAGUCCUAUUAUAUGCACAAAUGGGUAACAUCUAAUAAGCCAGUUAUUUCACACUGAGCAAGCAGACAGAUAUCAAUUGUGUAGUAGAAUUUAUCUAAAAAAGUAAAAAUGCACCUUGACAUAGUUUAUGAUUAACUAUAAUGAGGUGGGCCAAUAAUGGAUAUAAUGGGCCAAUCCACAAGACACGACAACUGCCCCAAACCUUACACUAGUAUUAAAACUGAUAACAUUAUUCAAAUGCCUAUAUUUUGUGUGCCUGUUCAACAAAUAGGGUUUAUUCUUUGAGUAUUUUAAGUAUGGACAUUUCUUUAAAAACUUUGACUCUCCCAUAGAGUUAUAUGUCCAGUGCUUUCCAAAUGAAAUUAUGACAUCAAAUGUAAUGUAUUUCACACAGAUUUUGAGAACUACUUCUGGGUCAAAUGUGGUGAUCUUGAUACAGAAUUGUGCUAAUGCUGGGACUGACCUCAAAAGAUGGAGGCAGGAUUUUAACCAUAGAUGAAUUCACAAAAAAUAAAUAAACCCCUUAGGUAUUUCAGGAAGUGUUGAAUGAUGAGCAAAAAUACUUGUACUUUUGUACUCUUCUGAACAGCUAAAUAUGUUAUGAAGUAAAGAUAUUUUGCUAAAUUUCAUACCUAAAAAUGAUAUUACAAAAUUAUAUUACUGCACUAUGACUUUUGCUCAUCUCAACAGAGAUAUUGCAUAACCUGGAAUGUCCCACAGUAUGGCAUUACACUCUUAUAUCUCCAUGGAGACAAAGAGGUGAAGUCAGUUACUGGUCAGAUCUGUGGUUAGAUGAUCCUCCUCACCACGAGAAUGCAUGUUUUUUCUAGUUUUUUUUUUUUUUUUUUUUUAGAAAUUAAAACUUCUGUAAUUGAAAAAAAGACUAUAAAAGAGUUGACCAGAAUAGGCCCUUUAAGCCCCAGUGACACUCUAGUAUGGUCUAGUAUGGUCUAGCCAGGACUGAACAGCCUCUCACUCAAGCAUAGCUAAAUCAAGUCAUACACAUUUCAAAUCUCAUUUAAGAAUCCAUGAUUUUACUUCAGGUUCCGGGCCCUCUUGCAUCCCGCUUUAGAAACUAUCCUGUUUUGUUGAGUGACAUGGCGCCCUCUACUGGACACACUGGGAACAUACAGUAGUUGCCACACUUAAUAAGCAAAACUUAUUUAAUUUCAUUUUCUUCUUUGUUCAACAUAUUAACCUUCACCCAUAAAUAACUGACUAAUCUGCACCAAAAUAUGUUUUUAUUUGCUUAUUUAUUUUUUGAUCCACUUAAUCACCCAUGGAGUUCUAUGGGGCAGUGUCACUUCAAAGGCUGUUAUCUCCAAAUUCAUUUUUCUCAUAGGGACAUAAGGACCCUCUUACCAGCAGCACCUACAUACACCAAACGAGACCUUACGACCUUACGAGACUGAAUUAGAUAAGCAAAUCCUUCUGUACGAUUCAAAGUCGGAUUUAGGAAAGUUUUAAUUCUUCCAAAAAUUAGGGCAAGUUUGAAUUUUUGCAAGAAUUUUUAUAUGAAAAGUUGUAAUAUUCUACAUAUAUUCCCAAUCCCUUACAUUUACAUAUGUAAACUACAGAAUAAGUUUAAUAUUUUUUUCCCUAUUCACAGACUGUGUGAAAUAUUUUUACCAUUAUAUGAACACUUGAGUUUAUGAUGCAUUUUGUGGAGUUGCCAAAGUUUGCAGAAUCUGCUUCCGGGACCGGUCUGUACCUUCAACAUUUUACAAGAGGGAUAGAGGGUCAUACAUACCGAUCCAGGCUAUUAAUACUCACUAUGAAAUCAUUUUCCCAACCACCACAGUCCAUAAAGUUUACAAAAUGACAUUCCAGGAGGUUGUACUGGCCAAACCUUUGUAGAACAGUUCUGUUUUGUCUUGAAUGUCCCAGAGUGAUGACCUCAUAUAUGUAUUCUAUAACACUGUAUUAUUAUUUUUGGAAACGUGUGGUUUGAUGCCUGGCCUUAAAGUGCUUUCAAUGUUUACACUGUGGCUGCAGCAUGGUGUGUGUGUGUGUGCGUGUGUGUGCCAUGGAGGUGCAUAAUAAAUGUCUUCUGAACUGCC